AUGAAUAAAUCUAAGAAGUGGAUAUUGCCUUCGGGAACAUGUGUUGAAGAUGUCCUUUUUAAUGAAGGAAUCUCUUUGUCAAUCGAAUCUCUUAUUCAUUCCUGGACAAUUGAUUUAAGUGAUUUGGAAACAAAAAAAUUAUUUACUGACGAAGAUUGGUGCGAAAUUGAAAAGACAGUAUACAAACAACCUUUAAUUGAUGAAAAUGUAGCAAAGACGUUAUCAAGAUUUAGAAAUGUUAGGAAAAUUGCUGAUCUAAGAACUGUAUUAGACACAACUUCUUAUAAGGAUAAAAAUGAACCAUUCGAACAAGAAAAGCACUUUGAUGCCGAAUGGAUUGAACAUUACGGUGCAAUAGAGGUGAAAGGCCUUUUUGAUCAAAUUAAUUCACCUGAACGGUGUAAAGAUGCUUUUAAACUCGGAAAGUCAAUACACGAUAUGUUUGCAUGUUUAGCUCAAUCAGUAAAAUUUAAUGAAGAAAAGGUCCGACAAUUACAAGUUGUUGGACUCCAACAUUCAGGUAUGUUGGUGAAAUUCGUUAGCAUAGUUAAUAGUAAAUUAACAAUAUAUAAAUUAUUUGUAGGACUUAAAUUACAAAUAAGCCAACUGUCAUAUCCUAAAGCUGGCAUAAAAGUUUGA
Racocetra fulgida is the source of this 639-nucleotide messenger RNA. The record is from the annotation of a GenBank genome assembly. NCBI's taxonomy places the organism in Eukaryota, Fungi, Glomeromycota, Glomeromycetes, Diversisporales, Gigasporaceae.